Molecule: messenger RNA, 2372 nt
Organism: Vombatus ursinus (common wombat)
Lineage: Eukaryota; Metazoa; Chordata; Mammalia; Diprotodontia; Vombatidae
Product: leukocyte immunoglobulin-like receptor subfamily B member 4
Exons: 17
Coding region: 113-2341 (742 amino acids)
Source: RefSeq, a predicted model, not a curated record
CGAACCUUCUCGGGUCUGGCACACUCAGAGCAGAGCCGGCCCUGGUCACAUCCUGCACCUCACACUGUCCUGGUCAGCCCGCAGUGCCCUCUCCCACCAGCCGCUGGGCCCCAUGACCCACACCCUCUCUGUCCUGCUGUGCCUCGCGCUGUGUCUGGGCCAGAGGAUGAGGGCAGAGGCAGACACAAUCCCCAGACCCUCUCUCAGGGCAGAGAACGGCUCAUUGGUGCCACUAGAGAGAAGUGUGAUCCUCAGGUGCCGGGGGGGAUGGGAGGGUGAAGUGUACCGUCUGGAGAAAAAGCUGAGCUCUGACAGGGUAAUUGAUGUGAAAUCAAAUGAAACGGAGGUCGAGUUUCCCAUGCCAUCAGUGACAGCAAAAGAUGCAGGGACCUACUAUUGCCGCUACUUACACUCAUCUGGCUGGUCAGAACGCAGUGACCCCCUGGAGCUGGUGGUGACAGGCGUGUAUGACCCACCCUCCCUCUCAGCCCUGCCCAACUCUUCAGUGGCCUCAGGACACAACGUGACCCUCCAGUGUCAGUCACAGCAAUCGUAUAACAGGUUUGCCCUGUACAAGGAUGGAGAACAGAUCACACAAGUCGGGGCCCAGUUCCGUGGAAGGGAAUCUCUGACCAACUUCUCCAUCCCUGCUGUGAACUCUACCCACGGAGGGACUUAUCAAUGCUACGGCUUUUAUAGAAGAUUCCCUUACCAGUGGUCAGCCCCCAGCAAUGCCCUGGUACUCAGGGUCACAGGGACCUUCUCUCCAAGCCCUGAAUCUGGGAACACACAGUUAGGUCUCACAGUAGGCAUUCUGAUGGGCAUCUCAGCAUUUCUCAUCCUGAUCUCCCUCUUUCUCCUCAUCCUCCUCUGCCAUCGAUGCCAUCAGCAUCAGGCCAGACUCAGGAAUGGAGGCAGCCAGGCAGAGGUCAGGAAGACCACCAGGAGCUCUGACCCAGCUGGGACCCCCCUGGAAGAGACCCCAGAUGCUGCUGGGAAUGAUGACAGACAGACAGAGGAGGCCAGACAGGAGGACAUAGCUGCUCCCAAAAGGGAAGACCCUCAGGAAGUGACCUAUGCCCAGCUGAACCCCAACAGCCUCAAGGCUGGAGUGGAGGCCCCUCCCCUCUCAGGACCAGUGGAGGCCAGCCUCUACGCCGCCUUGCGGGCUGGGGGCAGGGUUCAGGCUGGGGGCAGGAUCUGGUUUGGGGACCGGGGCCAGAUUCACGGGGCGCUAAGGACUCCCCAAACCCUCCCACCCCUUCCACCCCACCCCCACACACACAGCAUGGGGCCAUCAGUGAAGCAGCAACCACAGAGAGGAAGGAGAAGUGAACCUUCUCGGGUCUGGCACACUCAGAGCAGAGCCGGCCCUGGUCACAUCCUGCACCUCACACUGUCCUGGUCAGCCCGCAGUGCCCUCUCCCACCAGCUGCUGGGCCCCAUGACCCACACCCUCUCUGUCCUGCUGUGCCUCGGGCUGUGUCUGGGCCAGAGGAUGAGGGCAGAGGCAGACACACUCCCCAGACCCUCCCUCAGGGCAGAGAACGGCUCAUUGGUGCCACUAGGGAGAAGUGUGAUCCUCAGGUGCCAGGGGGGAUGGGAGGGUGAAGUGUACCAUCUGGAGAAAAAGCUGAGAUCUGACAGGAUAAUUGAUGUGAAAUCAAAAGAAAUGGAGGGCGAGUUUCCCAUGCCAUCAGUGACAGCGAAAGAUGCAGGGAUCUACUGCUGCCGCUACUUACACUCAUCUGGCUGGUCAGAAUGCAGUGACCCCCUGGAGCUGGUGGUGACAGGUGUGUAUGACCCACCCUCUCUCUCAGCCCUGCCCAACUCUUCAGUGGCCUCAGGACACAACGUGACCCUCCAGUGUCAGUCACAGCAAUGGUAUAACAGGUUUGCCCUGUACAAGGAUGGAGAACAGAUCACACAAGUCGGGGCCCAGUACCAUGGAAGGGGGUCUCUGGCCAACUUCUCCAUCCCUGCUGUGAACUCUACCCACGGAGGGACUUAUCAAUGCUACAGCUUUUAUAGAAGAUUCCCUUACCAGUGGUCAGCCCCCAGCAAUGCCCUGGUACUCAGGGUCACAGGGACCUUCUCUCCAAGCCCUGAAUCUGGGAACACCCAGCUUGAUGCUGCUCCCCUGGAUUACACCGCGGGCAAUCUGGUCCGCCUCAUCUUGGCGGGGCUGGUGCUCAUCAUCCUGGGCGUCCUGCUGACUGAGGCCUGGCUCAGCCUCCGGGGCACCGAGGAGCAGCCCAGGGAGCCCUGGUCUGAGCAUCCUGGCCACACCCAACCACCAGGCAGAGGGAAGGAAGGAAUGGAUGAAAGAAUGAGUGAAUGAAUGAAUAAAUGAGUGAGUGAGUGAGUGAAUG